AUGCGGAGCCGUGAGAAGGAGAAAUGCGGCAGAUCAGCGGCCGGUGCGCCGGCGCAGCUCGCCUGUGGCGCUGCGGUUACGGUCGGCAAACGAGCAGUCGGAUUACCUGAUGGGUUUGACAAUGAUAACACUAGUUGGAGCAGUCAUAAAAAUAUACGCGAGCAUCCACCGGUUGACGGGGGCGCGGCUGUGCGGCAGUUCAGUGACUCGUGGGCCGCCGCACUGAGCGGACGUAAAGUGUUGGCAUUAGUCAUAGCUCAAUCAUUUGGCAGCCAAGUUAUGUCCAUAGAUCGGGAACACACCGCGCCCGCCCACACAGUUCAGUCCCCCACUCCUCGCGUACUGCGUGUGCGCCGACCUUAG
Molecule: messenger RNA, 363 nt
Organism: Spodoptera exigua (beet armyworm)
Lineage: Eukaryota; Metazoa; Arthropoda; Insecta; Lepidoptera; Noctuidae
Source: the annotation of a GenBank genome assembly